Rubroshorea leprosula is the source of this 2165-nucleotide messenger RNA. NCBI's taxonomy places the organism in Eukaryota, Viridiplantae, Streptophyta, Magnoliopsida, Malvales, Dipterocarpaceae. The record is from the annotation of a GenBank genome assembly.
AUGAAGAAUGUAAACUGUUUCAUUAAAAAAAUUGAAAGAAUUGGAUAUUUCCAAGAACAAUAUGUCUGGUCAAAUUCACAAAUGGGAAAUAGAAGGGAUGUCAUUGGAGGCAUUAAACCUUUCUUACAACUUCUUGACUAGUAUAGAUUUAUUUGGUUUUGGAUAUCUUGCAAGUGUUGACCUCACAUCCAACUUACUACAAGGGUCACUUCCCAUUCUAUCAACAACUUGGGAUUUUAUGCAACAUCUCCUCAUUUCAGGGAAUAAUUUGACUGGCGAAAUCCCUUCCUCUUAUCGUAAUCUUACUUAUCUUAGUGCUCUAGUCUUAGAAAAUAAUAAGUUGGGAGGAAAAAUUCUAGAAUGUCUUGGAAACUUGAGUUAUCUCCACAUCUUGGAUCUACGGAUGAAUAAAUUCCAUGGUAGGAUUCCAAAUUUAUUUGUCAACAAUAGUGGCUUGUUAACUCUCACCCUAAAUGGCAACCAGUUGGAAGGGAUACUGCCAUGGUCUUUGGUUAAUUGCAGUAGGUUGGAAAUUCUAGAUGUGGGUAACAACAACUUGAAUGAUACCUUUCCACAUUGGUUAGGUGUUCUUCCAUCGCUAAACGUUCUCAUCCUUCGAUCUAAUCGAUUUCAUGGUGCCAUCAACAAUUCUAUGCCUACAUUUUACUUCCCUCAGUUGAGAAUCAUUGAUGUCGCACAGAAUGAUUUUAUGGGUCUCCUACCGAGUAACUAUUUCAAAAUUUUGAAAGGUAUGAGAGAUGUAGCUCCAACUGAUGAAGUCGAAUUGGGAUACAUUGUUAGCUAUGAGCUAUGUUCCAAAAAUGAUGUUUGCCUAGGUUUUGUUUUUAUUUAUAAGGAUUCUAUGAAGGUAGUAAUGAAAGGGUCAAAGAGGGAGCUUGUAAAGAUCUUGAAAAUUUUCACAACUAUAGAUUUCUUGAGCAAUCAAUUUCAUGGACCAAUUCCUUACGAGCUAGGAGAACUCAAUUCACUUUUAUUGCUAAACUUAUCUCACAAUAGUCUCAGUGGUCAAAUCCCAUCAUCAUUGGGGAAAGUAGCAGAACUUGAGUCCUUAGAUCUCUCAUCAAACAAGCUUGCAGGCAAGAUUCCUGAGCAAUUGACAAAUCUGACAUUCCUGUCAGUUUUGAAUCUUUCACAUAAUGAACUUGUGGGCCACAUACCUGAAAGGAAGCAGUUGUGUACUUUCUUAAAUGAUUCCUACAUUGGGAACUCUGGGUUGUGUGGAUUCCCAUUGACAAAGAAAUGCAAAGAACCAAGACCACCUACACCACAAAUUGAUGAAGAAGAUGACUCUAUAGCAGUCUUUGAGUGGAAGUUUGCAUUGGCAGGCUAUGGGUGUGGACUGGUGUUGGGACUUAGUCUGGGAUACAUUGCCUUCACUAUAGGAAAACCAUGGUGGGUAGUGAAGAAAGUGGAGAAAUAUCAACAGAAAUUAGUUGGAAGGUGCAACCGAAGUCAUAAGCAGAGAAAAACCCAAAAACCCAACCAAUGCUCUUGAGUAAGUUUCUACAACUCUCUAUAAUAUUUGUGUUCGAUAUAAGUUCUAACCAUAAAAAUCAAGGGAUGUUAUACAAUAGUGACUCUUAGUUUUUCUACUUUUGCUUUAUUUUAUAUAGGUGCAAGCAGGUGCAGUUAAUUUCCUACUCUGAGGAGAUCUAGCAACAGUUGCUUCUUGAGUUUGUUUCCAUCUUUUUCAUGUUCAUUGUUGAUAUAUAAUUCUAUGGACUUGUGUGGGAAUUAUGGUUUAUGUAUGAAUUUGUGUUGAUUUCUUUUGGAUAUCAUCUACCUACUCUGCACACAGUUGUUGAUAUAUUUUUCCUAGUGUAAUUUGUUUCUAUUGAUGUUAUCUCUUCAUAUUUUCUUCUCCCCUCUUUUGUUUUGGUUGUCUUUGAACGGUGUGUUUUACUGAAGUAAGAGGUAAAAUUCUUUAAUUUUUGGAACCCAAAGUCUCCUUUCACUAUAUUUCUCUGAUCAACAUGGAAGCAGAGGCACAUUCAAUGAAUCUUGGAUGAUAGCUGAGCAAUUUCAGGGAGGAUUAUUACUUAAAAGGGCUAGGUGAGGGACGAUCCUUACCUCCUUUACUCUUUGAAUGCCCACCCUCUAUCCAUUACCAACCCAAGUCUUAUUCUUUGACUGGUGAUCUGAUA